UGAGUUUGCGUGGAAAUUUUGGAAGGUAAUUUGGGAGAAUAAAUGUGAGUAUUCCAUCGGGCCUGGAAGACAAAAGGGAGGAGGAAGAACUAUCCGAUCCGAGCAUGGAAGAAUUUGACAAGAAGGUAUCAAUCACAGACCCAAUGGAAGACGAAAGUGUGGCAUCUAAAACAAAAACCGUCGGUUUGCUCCGCGAGUUCCUCGGAAUUCAGCAGCGGAGGGCGGAGGCCUACGCCAAGCUGAAACGAGGGUUUGGGGAGUAUAUAGAGUCGUCGCCGCCGUCGUCGGGAGUAGAUGCGGAGUUGGCGUACCAGCAAGUUUGCAGUGAGGUGACGCUCGAAUUCAACGAGUGCUCGAAGCAAGUUCUUCGGAUCGAAUCGCUGUUCCUCAACGAUCCCGAUUUCUCCCGGAUUGAUUUAGCCCAUCUCCUCAGAGCUGUUCAGACCCACGAGAAGCAGAAACUGAAUUUGACGGUGACAAUUCAGGUGUUGAAGAGGGCUGGUAGACCCUCAGAGCGUCUGGUGAGUCAUGAAAAUUGCAGAUUUAACAGACCAAUGGAGCAUGAGUGCGUGCAUCUCCACGAGAUAACAGAAGCUGCCGGAACUGAAGAAGCAGAAGCGAAUGCCCAGUAUGAUAAUGAUCUCAAGGAGGCCAUUAGAGGGGUGCAGGAUGCUGUGACCGCUAUAAAUGAGCAUUUGGAAGAAGUCAGAUAUGAAAUUGCUGCCCUUGAAACCGAGUAGUGGAAACUCACAUGUUUCAUCAUGUAGGUAAUGGGAAGAAACGUAGCAGUUACUUAUGUUCCAAGAAUUGAGCUAUCAUAGCACAAAAGACCAACGUUCUUUGCAAUUGCAUGUAUGCAAAACACCACUUUUGUAUCGGGAAACAGUGGAGGAGUGGAUGUUGGUCGUACCAUUGAUAUUUUGUGUUCAACUUAUAAACAAUCUAAUUUCUCUUUUACUUGGUUCAUUGCUUAGCUAACCUCUUUCUUCACAUUAUUUAUAGACCUAUGUGUCGACCUGUCCGCUAAA
Malus domestica (apple) is the source of this 1028-nucleotide messenger RNA. RefSeq lists its product as uncharacterized. Lineage: Eukaryota; Viridiplantae; Streptophyta; Magnoliopsida; Rosales; Rosaceae. The record is from RefSeq and is a predicted model, not a curated record.